Messenger RNA from Miscanthus lutarioriparius, 528 nucleotides. The record is from the annotation of a GenBank genome assembly. Lineage: Eukaryota; Viridiplantae; Streptophyta; Magnoliopsida; Poales; Poaceae.
AUGGCGGAGGGAGCUUUGGAUGGUGGCCUGGAUAUUCCUCACAGUGAGAAGCGAUUUGCUGGUUUCAAGAAGGAUGACAAGCAGCUGGAUGCUGAUAUCCACCGCAAGUACAUCUAUGGUGCCCAUGUUACUGACUACAUGAAGAACCUUGCUGAAGAGGAGCCAGAGAAGUACCAGCCUCACUUCAGUGAGUUCAUUCAGAAGGGAAUUGAGGCUGAGGACAUGGAAGCUCUGUACAAGAAGGUCCAUGCUGCGAUUGGUGCUGAUCCUUCCAUGGUCAAGUCAACCAAGCAGCCACCAAAGGAGCACAACAGGUACAACCCCAGGAAGCUGACAUAUGAGCAGAGGAAGGCCAGCCUCGUUGAAAGGCUCAACCAACUCAACUCCUCCACAAUUAAACCAAAAAAUCUACUCACAUGUCUGCCUCUAAAUUACAUUAAAGAAAGGUAUGUUACGUCUGUCAGGUUUUUAGUAGCGUGGAAGUUCUUAAUCACCAGUGUUAGCUUACAAUGCUUUGUGUGCCCUUGA